Phascolarctos cinereus (koala) is the source of this 816-nucleotide messenger RNA. RefSeq names its product tryptase-like. The record is from RefSeq and is a predicted model, not a curated record. Lineage: Eukaryota; Metazoa; Chordata; Mammalia; Diprotodontia; Phascolarctidae. Gene Ontology annotation, molecular function: serine-type endopeptidase activity. Gene Ontology annotation, biological process: proteolysis.
AUGGACAUACUCAUGUGGAGAGGACUUUUCCCCAGACAGAUGCUACUGUCUUUACUGUUCUGGGGUCUUCUCCUCUUUGGGGAAAAAGCAAACGGCAUGUCCCCAGAGCCUCGCAUAGCGGGGGGCUGGGCUGCCCAGAGGGCCCAGUGGCCAUGGCAGGUGAGCGUCCAGGAGCAAGGCCAGCACGUGUGUGGUGGCUCCCUCAUUGGCCACCAGUGGGUACUGACUGCUGCCCAUUGUGUGUCCAGCUCUCUGAAAUCCCAGGACCUGCAGAUCCAACUGGGGGAGCAGUUCCUCUACACUAAGACCCGCUAUUCCACCUUAGUCCCUGUGAGUCAGAUACUACUGCACCCUCAUUAUGAUGGGGAUGCCCUUCAUGGAAAAGACAUUGCAUUGUUGAAGAUCAGACAACCUGUGCCCUUCUCCAAAUUCAUCCAGCGAAUCACCCUGGCCCCACCUGGGACUCAGUGCUGGGUGACCGGCUGGGGGAAUAUCAGGGAAAAUGUGCCCCUGCCUCAGUCCUAUGCACUGCAAGAGACAGACGUGUACAUUGUGGACACACAGAUGUGCCGAGUCCUCUAUGAUCCAGAGCCCAUUGGGAACGAGAUGCUGUGUGCUGGCUAUCCGGGGGAGCGUAAGACCUUCUGCAGUGGUGACUCUGGAGGCCCUCUUGUCUGUCAACUUAGAAACAGGAGAUGGGUCCAGGUGGGUGUGGUGAGCUUCAUCAGAAGCUGUGCUGAACCACUACUUCCAGGUGUAUACUCCAAGGUUUCCUCCUAUGUCCCCUGGAUCCGUCAGUAUGUACCUCAGCCCUGA